Messenger RNA from Leptosomus discolor (cuckoo roller), 1205 nucleotides. Lineage: Eukaryota; Metazoa; Chordata; Aves; Leptosomiformes; Leptosomidae. The record is from RefSeq and is a predicted model, not a curated record.
CUGGGAAACGCCGAAAACUUCGGAUAUGAGCCUGAACGCCGACGUCGGCGCCGCCAUGCCCGUCGCCUCCUACGGCGCCGAGGCUUCGGCCAACGAGAACUCGGAUUCCAUCAUCGCCAAAAUCAACCAGCGGUUGGAUAUGCUGUCGAAGGAGGGCAGCGGCGGGACAGGGGAGGGGAUGGAAGACCAGGAGAGCUCUUUCAGAUUUGAGUCUUUCGAAUCCUACGACUCGAGGUCUUCGAUGAACGACCGCGACAUGUACCGCUCCGGCUACGACUACGGAGACGUGGGGACCGAUCGCAACGAUUCCUUCGGGAGCCAGUUCGAUAACCGCCGGGAUCAGUCCCGCAACCGAGGAAACAACUACGGCCUCAUGCGAGGCCGGGGUCAGAACCGCGUUCAGAAUCGAGGGCGGCUGAACGCCUUCAACCGCUCCGACCACUUCAUGCCCUCCUCCAGCUCCGAGCGCCUCUCGGCUCGUUGGAACGAGUUGAACUACAUGGGCGGGCGCGGGAUGGGGGGCGCCGGCUCCAACAGGCUCCCCUCCCUCUUCUCCCAAGCCCUCGUUCCCGACUACGGGGUGAUGGGGAUGUCGGGCAUGGGCAUGGGACGGUACGGGAAUGUGCCGUACGGAAUGGGGAGGCAGCGGAACCGCGACCGCAUGGGCUUCCGAAACCGCUCCGGAGGGCGAUCGGACGGCGAGGGAGGAGGGCGCAAGCGAAAACAGUCGCAAAGCGGAGACGAGCCGGACAGCAAACAGGCGAAGACCGACAGCGAAGGAGACGACACCGAGAACGAUGAGGGCGAAGGAGAGGACAAAUCAGGAGAUGAAGCGGACAAAGGUGUAAGUAACUUUUUUUCCCCCGCCGUAGCGUCUGGAGAUGGCUGCGAAGAUGACGACGAGGAGGUGAAAAAGAAGAGGGAGAAGCAGCGGAGAAGAGAUCGGAUGCGCGAUCGCGCUAUGGACAGAAUCCAGUUUGCCUGUUCCGUCUGCAAGUUCCGCAGUUUUGAGGAGGAGGAGAUCCAGAGACACCUCCAGAGCAAGUUCCACAAGGAGACGCUGCGCUACAUCGGGACCAAACUCCCGGAUAAGACGGUCGAGUUUCUGCAGGAGUACAUCGUCAACAGGAAUAAGAAAAUCGAGAAGCGGCGCCAGGAACUGACCGAGAAAGAGGGCACAAAGCAGAAGCCGGAUCCUUUUAAGG